AUGCAACGGCUAUGGGGAAUAGUUUACCAGGAUUACUUCGGUCAUGUUGUAUUGGAAUCGAAUGCUGUUAAGAGAUAUGGGAUCAGAGCUACUCCUGUUGAUCUAGAAGAAAAUCUUGAACCUGGGAAGAUUUAUUUCUUGGUCGAGUUACCUAAACUGCCGAAGACGGCGGAGAAGACGUUGACGAUUAGAAGGGUGCGUUGGAGGAAGUCAUCGAGGUUGGAGAACGCGGCUGUCACCACCGCCGUCGAAGGGAGGCAGGCAGAAGUUGCAUAUAGGAGAUGGAGUGAGAGGGAGGAGGAGGCGACCGUUGGAGAGAAAGAGGAUUAA
This is a messenger RNA of Lactuca saligna, 330 nucleotides long. The record is from the annotation of a GenBank genome assembly. NCBI's taxonomy places the organism in Eukaryota, Viridiplantae, Streptophyta, Magnoliopsida, Asterales, Asteraceae.